GUAAACGGUAGAAGUAGAAAGAUGGAGGCGGCUGUGUUCAUUCUGUCCCUGGUCGACUGCUGUGCACUGAUUUUUCUCUCCGUUUAUUUUAUCAUAACUCUGUCAGAUCUAGAAUGUGACUACAUUAACGCCAGGGCCUGCUGUUCUAAGCUCAACAAAUGGGUGAUUCCAGAGAUGCUUGCUCAGUGUCUCUCCACCUUGCUGAUGUUGUGGUCCAUGCACUGGUUCAUCUUCCUCCUCAACCUGCCUGUUGCAGUCUGGAACAUUUAUAGGUAUGCCAAGGUCCCAAUGGGGAACAUGGGUGUAUUUGACCCCACUGAAAUCCACAACCGGGGUCAGCUCAAGUCCCACAUGAAAGAGGCCAUGAUCAAACUGGGUUACCACCUGCUGUGCUUCUUCAUCUAUCUGUACAGCACCAUUCUGGCUCUGAUCAACGACUGAGGGACGAUUGCAACUCUGGGUUCACUCCUCACAUCUGGGACUUUAUUUUGCGAACAAAUUGUCAGUGAUUCUGAUCCAGCCAUUUUCUACUUCAUGUGCCAUUGUGGAGACAGGGAAAAACAGCCGUUGUUCGAUGUCUGUGACCAGGUGUGAUUGUCUGUCAGGACGGAGGUUGGAGCUCAUGUGUUAUGUGUUUCUUCACAGUGAUGGUGCUGCGCUAUGGGUGUUGUCACCAUGACAACGCUGAGUCGGUACUCUGGAUGUGAAGAAGUUGUUGCACUCCAAAGUCACUUCUUUCAUAUUUUUUUAAAUAAAGCAAGGUAUUUGCAAUGAAGAACAUUCCCUCUGCAUAUCUGGAUUGUGAUUGACCUUGUCAGAGGUUUUGGUUCUAAUAAUUCACUUUCUAUGUUGCCCGCCAUGUUAGAUGAUUGAUUAUUGCUUUUUAACUUUGGUUGAUAUUUUUCUGAUGACGUUUUUACAGUUAGCCUGCAGCUUCUCACAAUAAACUCCACUUCUGCUGCCUCCA
This is a messenger RNA of Synchiropus splendidus (mandarinfish), 967 nucleotides long. RefSeq names its product cornichon family AMPA receptor auxiliary protein 4 (gene cnih4). The transcript is spliced from 5 exons. Gene Ontology annotation, cellular component: endoplasmic reticulum membrane; COPII-coated ER to Golgi transport vesicle. Gene Ontology annotation, biological process: endoplasmic reticulum to Golgi vesicle-mediated transport. The record is from RefSeq and is a predicted model, not a curated record. Lineage: Eukaryota; Metazoa; Chordata; Actinopteri; Syngnathiformes; Callionymidae. The coding region runs from base 22 to 441 and encodes 139 amino acids.